Molecule: messenger RNA, 3354 nt
Organism: Lampris incognitus (smalleye Pacific opah)
Lineage: Eukaryota; Metazoa; Chordata; Actinopteri; Lampriformes; Lampridae
Gene: man2c1
Product: mannosidase, alpha, class 2C, member 1
Exons: 26
Coding region: 1-3075 (1024 amino acids)
Biological process (GO): oligosaccharide catabolic process; mannose metabolic process
Molecular function (GO): carbohydrate binding; alpha-mannosidase activity
Source: RefSeq, a predicted model, not a curated record
AUGUAUCGCCAACCUGUACUGAAGAAUAGAAGAACUCUGCUGGAGAGAGCAGAGAAAUUUAUAUCCGACAUUUAUUUCACAGACUGUAAUCUCAGAGGACGACUCUACGGAGACUCGUGUCCGCUGGAGUCCAUCGCCUCGCACCUGUCCGCCGAGCGGAUCCCGUUCGCGGAGGCCGUCGAACAAGACUUCUCACCCUACUCGCCCGGCGACACCUUUGGACCGACAUGGUGGACCUGCUGGUUCAGAGUGACUUUGACGAUCCCCGAGUCCUGGAGGGGGAAGGAGGUUCACCUUCUUUGGGAGAGCGACGGGGAAGCAAUGGUUUGGAGAGACGGGCAACCAGUGCAGGGGCUAACCAAAGAGGGUGAAAAGACCAGUUACAUUCUGACCGAGUGUCUGAAGGAGGAGGAUUCACACAGUGUUACCCUCUAUGUGGAGCUGGCCUGUAAUGGACUGUUUGGAGCUGGUCACGGGUCUAUGAUUGCAGCCCCAGACCCUAACAAGAAGUAUUCGGUGCAGAAGGCUGAGCUGGUGGUAUUUAAUCGUGACACAAGGGAGCUACUGACUGAUUUUGAGAUGCUGGUUGACAUUGUAAAGCAAUUGGGUGAAGGAGAGCAACGAGGCUACCAGGCUCUUUUCACAGUAAAUGAGAUGGUCAACCUCUGUGACCCAGCUGAUCCCAACACCUUCUCCAAAGCACACAGUCUGGCCCACAAGUUCUUCACCCAGCGGAAUGGACAAAGCCAGCACACUGUCCAUGCAAUGGGCCACUGCCACAUAGAUUCAGCCUGGCUGUGGCCUUAUGAUGAGACCAUUCGUAAGUGUGGUCGAAGUUGGGUGACAGUAAUCCGUCUGAUGGAAUCAAAUCCAGAGUUUGUGUUCACUUGCUCUCAGGCUCAGCAGUUCCACUGGGUAAAGAGCUGCUACCCUGGACUCUUUUCCCAAAUUCAGCAUUACGUCAAAAAUGGACGGUUCAUUCCAGUUGGAGGCACAUGGGUGGAAAUGGAUGGGAAUCUGCCUUCGGGUGAGUCCAUGGUCAGGCAGUUUCUGGAAGGCCAGCGUUUUUUUCACCAAGAGUUUGGGAUCUACUGUAAAGAGUUCUGGCUUCCGGAUACUUUUGGGUACUCUGCCCAACUUCCUCAGAUUAUGCAAGGCAGCGGAAUUUCAAAUUUUCUGACGCAGAAGCUUAGCUGGAAUUUGGUCAACGUAUUCCCUCACAGCACAUUUUUUUGGGAAGGUCUGGAUGGUUCCCAUGUGCUAACUCAUUUCCCGCCAGGAAAUUCAUAUGAGAUGAAGGGCAAGGUUGAAGAUUUGGUUAACACGGUGAGGAACAACAAGGACAAAGGCAGAGCCAAUCACAGUGCAGCUUUGUUUGGUUUUGGUGAUGGAGGUGGUGGUCCCACACAGCUGAUGCUAGACAGACUCAAGAGGGUCCAGGACACAGAUGGCCUUCCCAAGGUCCAGAUGUCCAGUCCCGACAAGCUGUUCUCACAGCUGCGUGCGGAGUCAGCCCUGCUGUGCACGUGGACUGGGGAGCUCUUCCUAGAGUUACACAAUGGUACCUAUACCACACAGGCAGAGAUAAAGCGUGGUAACCGUCAAUGUGAGGCGCUCCUCCAUGACAUUGAGGUAGUCAGCAGCUUGGCGCUAUGGCGGGACAAAGCCUUUCGGUACCCCUCGGAUCAGAUACGGGAGCUUUGGAGGCUGCUUCUUCUAAACCAGUUCCACGAUGUCAUUCCUGGUAGCUGUAUAGAGAUGGUUGUGGAGGAUGCACUCGGGUAUUAUAAAGAUAUCCGUAGUAUUGGUGGCCGGCUGCUGCGUGAUGCGCUUAGAGCUCUGGGGUCAAAAGAGCAAGAAGUUGUCUCUGCCGCUGUCUUUAACUCGCUGCCGUGGGAGCGCAAUGAAGUCAUCGAGCUCCAAGAUGGUGCCGGUCAAUCGGGUCUAGCUCUGGUAAGAGUUCCAAGUUGUGGAUUGGCUGCUGUCAAAGUCACGCAACCCGUAGCUCCAGUCUCCGUCACUGUUCAGGCUGAUGGGACUGUCCUCAUGGAGAAUGGUAUUUUGCGAACUAUUGUGAACAAGGAUGGGAGCUUGGCAUCACUGUAUCUGGUCAGUGCGAGCAGAGAAGCCAUUUCAGAUGACUGCUGUGGAAACCAGUUUGUCAUGUUUGAUGACAUCCCUCUGUACUGGGAUGCUUGGGAUGUUAUGGACUACCAUCUUCAGACAAGGAAGCCGGUGUUGGAGGUGGUACAACCUGCUCAGGUGGUGUCCUCAGGUGGCCUCCGGGGCAGCAUCAGCUUCACACUGAGGAUCAGUGACAGAAGCACUAUCACACAAGAGAUUGUUUUAGAUGCCCUUUGCCCUUACAUCAAGUUCAACACACAGGUGAAUUGGGCAGAGUCACACAAGUUCCUCAAGGUCGAAUUCCCAGUGCAAGUACGCAGCCCCAACGCCACCUAUGAGAUCCAGUUUGGCCACGUUCAGAGACCCACACACAGGAACACCUCCUGGGACUGGGCCAAAUUUGAGGUUUGGGGUCACAAAUGGGCAGACUUGUCUGAGCACGGCUUUGGAGUUGCUCUUUUGAACGACUGCAAAUACGGUCACUCAGUUUACAAGAACACAAUGACGUUAUCGCUUCUCAGAGCACCUAAGGCUCCAGAUGCCAAUGCAGAUAUGGGGACUCAUCAUUUCACCUAUGCAAUCAUGCCACACACGGGCUCCUUUCAGGAUGCAUCUGUCAUCCAGCAUGCAUACAACCUUAACUUCCCUUUGAGAUCAACCCAGUGCUGCGCCGACACUAUGCCGUGGAGUGCCUUUUCUGUCGGCUCCCCUGCUGUCAUCCUUGAGACAAUUAAACGGUCUGAGGAAAAAAACGCACUCGUCGUCCGCCUCUAUGAGUCAUAUGGGAGCAGCGUGACCACAACCCUCUACACCACCCUUCCUCUUCGAGAAGCAUGGCACUGUGAUCUACUGGAACGACCAGACUCACUGCGGCCAGCAGCAGUUACCUCAGCUGGGAUUACUCUGAACUUCAGUCCCUUUCAAAUUGUGUCACUCCUCCUUUUCCUGUAACCAGUGUUACAGUUCAUUAAGCCUGCCGUCGAAAGAAAAAUAUAAUGUAUAAAAAAAAAUCAGGAGGGGAAUUAAGUUGAAUACCACACAGGUGAAAAAUGUACAGCUAAAAUCAGUCAUUCCACCAGUCAAGUUCCAAAUCUUUUUUUUUUCCUCCCCCUCGAAUAAACUACCGACAUUAGCUAUUUCUCUACUACUACUACUACUUUCGGCUGCCCCCGUCAAGGGAUGCCACAGUGGAUCAUCUGUUUCCAUCUCUUCCUGUCCUCUGCAUCUUCC